This is a messenger RNA of Lineus longissimus, 3728 nucleotides long. RefSeq lists its product as uncharacterized. The transcript has 3 exons. Lineage: Eukaryota; Metazoa; Nemertea; Pilidiophora; Heteronemertea; Lineidae. The coding region runs from base 184 to 1047 and encodes 287 amino acids. The record is from RefSeq and is a predicted model, not a curated record.
UCAAUGGCAAUGUCACAUAUUUAGGUCAAGUCUUGACAGGCACUUUGAGAUAUCAUCAUAUCAGAUAAGAGGGCAAAAUACAAGCUUUGCCGUGUUUGGAAGAUCUCUGUCGUGUUGGUUGAAGUUCAGAGGACAGGAAAUCAAAUAUCAUAACAGGCCUACGCAACAAUUUGAAGAUCCAAAAUGGCCACCGAAUUCUCAUUGAUGAAGAAACUGAAGAACUUGACAUUCGGCCUUGGGAAGCGUCAGUGUCGGACUGUGGAUAAAAUCAGGUUCAUCCCAGAUCGCCGUGUGACCGCCCUUGGCAGAUGCGAAGACGAUUUUAAUGCGGACACUCUCUACAUCUGGAAGACUACGUCCAUUAUGCCUUCCAAGAUAAUCAAAGACCGAGUUGAACCGGCCAUAGACAUGACUGUGACGUCAACAGGAGAUAUCAUGGUCCUAAGAAAAGAGGACCCUAUCAUCCGGGUAUUCACUCCGGAUGCUGACACUCCAGCGCAAGCACGAGAUAUCCAUAUCAAAGUUGACCAGACGAUCAAAGAAGAGAUGCUGUUUUUGGAGACUUCUGAAAAGGGGUAUAUCUUCAUCGUCCAUGGGGAUCCUCAAGGGCAACUGCUCGUAUUUAACCCCGAGGGUGCCCAAGUUCAGACUGUAAAGCUAGAAAAGACUGGCGGGAUAUCCUAUUCUAAGGCAGAGAAAAUCAUUUACGUGGCAGCAGACGACCACAUAGGUAAAUAUCAUUGGGAUGGCACGGCCCUGAUGAAAGUAUCGUCUGACCCUCACGGGGUGGCGCGCUUCAGCUGCACCGACGUCGCCAUCGGUAGCUCAGGCGAGGUCUUCGCCACGGGCAGCGUGGAUCAGACCGUGAAAGUUUAUCAGGUGUUGGAAAGGCAACAAGGGAGCGGGCCAGUGCUGAUGAAGGAAGUUGGUUUUGCUGAGAAGGAAGCGAGGAAUAGUUACUCUCCUUCGAGCUGCGCGCAGGGGGAUCAGUUUGCCCUAGAGUACGGCGAGAAUAAACCUAACAUCUGGUUGUACAAUCUUUCAUAAUACUGGACUAAAUGAAAUGGCCAGGGCCAUUGCGCUCACCUCAUGUGGAGGAAAGAUGGAUAAAGAGCAUGAUAUUGUGUCAUGUAGUGUUAGGUUUGAUGUAGGUCCAAGCAAUUACAAUUUCCCCAAAAUGGCCAAUUUACAGUACAUUCGACCUCUGUGACCUUGAAAAGUAGGUCAAAUCAAAGAAGACCCGGGUGACACAUUGAAUGGUUGUUAGAAUUAGAUGUACCUAUGAUAUAAAAUUGGUGCCAAUCGGGCAAGUCAUUACUAGGAAUAAUGGCAUUUUGAAGAAUUUAGGAUUUGGCCCCCUCCCUGGAGGCCAAACGGCAAAUCAGAUCGCACCAAACUUCGGUACCUGAGAUCACCUGACCAAGGGGUACAUGUGUACUUAAUUUGUGAUCAAUAGUCAUUGCAGUUUAGAAACGUGCCAUAGUUACGGCCUGACGGCGAAUUUACGCCAUUUGACCUCUGUGACCUUGACAAGAAGGUCAAAUUAAAAACCUGUGUGACAUAAACUGUAUGGUGGUUAGAUGUACCCAUGAUAUCAAAUUGGUGGCAAUCGGGCAAGAAGUUAAGGAAUAAUCACAUUUUUAAGGUUUUUGGAUUUUGCCCCCUGGUGGUCAAGUGGUGAAUCAUAUUGGACCAAACUUUGGUCCCUGAGAUCACCUGACUAAUGGGUAAAUGUGUACCAAAUUUGGUAUCAAUAGUCAUUGCAGUUUAGAAAUGUGCCAUCGUUACAUCCUAAUGGCCAAUUUACACCAUUUGACCUCUGUGACCUUGAAAAGGAGGUCAAAUCAAAAACCCGGAGGAUAUAUGAUGCACCUUUGCUAGAAGUACCUACCAUAUUUUUUUCAAAAUUUCCCGACUACUAUUAAGGGAGAUAUUGCAUAUUUUCACUUUUAACGUUUGGCCCCCUGGUGGCCAAACCAUGAAACGAAUCGGACUGAAACUUGGUCUCCAAGGUGUCAUUACAUAAGGGUACAUGUGUACCAAGUUUCAACUCAAUAGCUCUAAUAGUUACGAAACGUGCCCUGCUAACGGACGACGGACGACGACGACGACGACGACGACGACGACGACGACGACGACGACGACGACGACGACGACGACGACGACGACGGACGACGGACGCCACGGUAUGGGAUAAGCUCACCUCUGCUAAGAGGUGAGCUAAAAAGGUACUGACUGAAGGACCCAGGAGGCAUGGGUUAGCCUAAAUGGCAAUGUAUUGUAUUCUAUUGUAUUCCAGCACGGACCUAGAACUAUAUGGACCAACAUUAUAUCUUUUGGUCCGUGACACUAGUUUACAAUAAAACGCUGAGAAUGAGGUAUUGGGAACACUAAAAACGUUGCAUCGGCGUUUAGAAAACGAAACUUUGGCUUUAUGACUUCGACUUCUAGGGAAGAAUUUUUCGCUUAGAUACUGCAAGCAGGUGAAGCAAUUGGAAACAAACAGUAUACAUGUAACUCUGGCCAUCACAGAAGGAACAUUUCAAGACUGAACGCCUUCAGACAAAGAUGGGUAUCGUGGUGUGCCAACUUUAGAAUAAAAUCAAGUUUAUAACUGUCUGCCUUCAGAUAAUUGCCAUAUUGAAAGAGAGGCCAGAGAUGCAACAGAGGGUCUCCUUGGCACUCGCCAUGUGGUAAUGUGACUGCAAACAUUAAAUCUGUUUUGAGAAUGGGCGGAAGCUAGAUGUUCAUGUUGGUAGUUUUUCUUACAUUUCAUUGGUCAUACUCAUAAAUUGUUUGGCUGCUAUAAUUUGCUGCCCAGAUAUAAAAAGUAAUUCAUUUUUAUUUGCUUGGCGAAAAGCUUGCAUAUUUCAUCGGAGUAAACCAUAUCCAUUAGACCCGCCAUAAAAUAAUUUACUAAUAACUAAACACACACUUUCGUCAUUUAAUAGAGCAAAGCAAAUGUUAGCUUGCGUUGAUUCUUGUGCAGUGGAUUUUCCGUAACGUAAAAAAACAUGCGAUGCAGACCAGACGGAGUGAUGGAAUAUGUACAUGUAUGUACAAUACCCUCACUGAGGCAUGAUGAACAAUGUCCCGGGCGCUACAAAGAAGGAUUGCACACAAAAACACAAAUCACUAUUUGGCAAAUGGACGCUGUAGUCAAAAUUCUUACAAUAGUGAGGUUCCGCAUCGCUCACGAAAUAUGAUUGCGAAUUACGAAGAACAUGCAGGCGACGCUUCAGACCCAUUUCGAAUUGGGGUGUCAACACUUUCAUACCGCGGCGCGUGGCUCGUUCAUAGCGGUCAGUUUUUAAUGGCGGUACCAUUCAAGCAAAAUCAUCAUUUUUGGAACGAAAGGCAAGCAAUACACAUAUACAUUCAUGGCAUAGAAUGCUAAGUAAAGGGAAACACCAUGCCUAUUCCCUGGUGAACCGCCCUUCGCCAAAAUCAAAACUUGAGAGACUUACAUGGCUAACUUCUGUGUCUCUGUGGCGAAUUGGGGUUAAGACAAAAAGAAGCUAACGGUUUAAGACAUUGGAGAAAAGGUAUGGUGUUUUCCUAAGCACGGGGCUGACAAGUAUAACAUGCAACUUUAGAUACAUAACAACUUUGAAUUAUCCGUGUAAUUGCGAACCUGAUAUGCUAUGAGACGACCGCGGAGUUCCUAUUUUCAAACGGAUAAUGGUGGUUUUGUAUCUAAACUCGCUCAAAUGUAUGUAAUAAAACAA